AGUUUUUAUAAAUUUAAAACACUGGACAAUGUGAUAUCGGUAAAGCGAACACCAUUCUUCGGUAGCAAGUAGUGUGUCUUUUUGCCGGGUAAAAGUGCACAAUGAAACGAUGAGUACGACACUCUUCAUAUAUCUUGUGUUGGUAGGUAUUCUGCUCGUGCAUGUUUCAGCCAUAGAUAAGUUCCGUGCGGCGGUAUACGAACACAAGGUGAUAUAUCCCGGCAGCAGGUCAAAGGUCGUAACUAGGCAACAAGCGUUAAUUGAUAUGCAGAAGAAUCUUCAAAUUUACCAGGAACAAUCAAUGACGGCUUCAAGUAAGGGAGCUAGAAUUAUUGUUUUCCCCGAGUAUGGGUUAUAUGGUCUCAACUGGACGCGUGCAAGUAUACGGCCAUAUCUAGAAUACGUUCCUGAAGUCACUAGUACCAAAUGGAACCCUUGUGACAGCCCAUUGAAAUAUCCAGGCAUAGAUGUACAGAGGAACCUCAGUUGCAUUGCAAAGAAUGCAUCAAUCUAUGUAGUGGCUAAUAUAGGUGGUCGACAACCAUGUGAUAAGACUGACCCUAACUGCCCGCCGGACGGGCACUAUCAGUUCAGUACAAACGUGGUUUAUGGGUCCAAUGGUGAUUUUAUUGCAAGAUAUUUCAAGUUCAAUUUGAAUUCUGAUGAAAAUUAUUUUAACAAACCAGUUAAGCCUGAUUUGACAACAUUUGAAACACCUUUUGGUAAAUUUGGAACAUUUUCCUCAUCAGAUAUAUUACAUUUUGAACCCGCUGUUCAUCUUAUAAAAUCUCUGAACAUUACAAACAUCGCUUAUCCAACUGCAUGGCAAGACAAAUUACCUCUGAUGGCUGCAAUAGAAUUCCAUUCUGCGUUUGCAGAGGGUAUGCAAAUAAAUUUACUUGCAGCUAAUUUACAUAUUCCGCAGGAAAAUUAUCACGGUAGUGGUCUGUAUUGGCCGACUGGUACAUCUGUUAACGCAUCAUAUUAUUAUAACUCUCAAAACCAAUCUUCCGGUUACUUAAUUGUAGAGGACAUGACACCUUUUGUCAUUCCGCCAAAUGAUAGGCCAUCUUACAGACAUGAUAACUUACGUUUAGGUUCAGUUCAGCAGAUGAAAGAAUAUCAAGAACAGUUACACCGGAAAGAGCGGGAUAAGACUAGUAAAAGUAUUGCCGACACUGUUCCUGAUGAAUUAGAUAAAAUUGAUAUUACAAUAAAUGAUGACGAUUACACAGCUUUAUUGCUGCGAGGAUCGUACGGUCAACCUACUGUAUGUCAAGGAAAACUUUGCUGUUCUGCCGGAUAUGAAGGUUCGUUUGCAAAAGACGAACUUUAUGCUAUAGGAGCAUUUGAUGGAAUGCAUACAGCUGGUGAUUCCUACUACCUUCAAGCGUGCGUUUUUAUCAAAUGUGCCACUAAGUCAAGAGAUAGUUGUGGAAAACCAUCCACUUCAUCAUCAAGUUAUAUGUCAAAGAUGUCAUUUUCUGGUAAUUUUACAACAGAAUAUGUCUAUCCCGAAGUUCUAACGGACCAGGAUGGGACUCCCGGACUUGUCACAUCCGCUUGGCUUUAUCAGGGCUCCAUAAUUAUAGAUGUUGGUCUAUAUGGGGGACCUCUGUCAAUAUCUAUGAUAUCUAGGGACUAUUCUCGCGAUCCGCGGCGUAUUGUAAACGCAACAAAAAAAACCCCUAGGACAUAAGACUAUUCAAUUAUAAGAAUUUCGUCAUUGUCAUAACCACCUCCAAGCUUCAUUCAAUGCUCAAAUGUAAUCUUUAGCAAAAUAGUGAUAUGUAAUCACAUGUUUCUCUUCGUCACUGGUAACAAUAACUUUACAAUAGUAUAUUUGCAACCAGGUCUUCAGAUAACUGCAAGUUUGAGUUUUUAAAAUGUUUCCAAACGAGUAUACAUGUAUUACUAUACAUGUAUUACUAAACUUGUUGUCGUUGUUUCACCUUUCAAAUUGGCACUUAUCUGAUCAUGGCAUAAAUGUAUAUAAAUGCGUUUUUCGUUAAAUUAUUUUGCUAGAAGACAAAUUCUAUUAACAUAUAUACCGAUCUU
This is a messenger RNA of Ruditapes philippinarum (Manila clam), 2058 nucleotides long. Its product is annotated as pantetheinase-like. The transcript is spliced from 3 exons. Lineage: Eukaryota; Metazoa; Mollusca; Bivalvia; Venerida; Veneridae. The record is from RefSeq and is a predicted model, not a curated record. The coding region runs from base 110 to 1699 and encodes 529 amino acids.